CUUCCUUCAGCAGUUGAAAACUGCUUGGACAGGUUCUCUUUGUGGGCUGGCAAUAUGGGCGCGUUUCAAACCUUGGUGUUGUCACCAGCACCGCUCGAUCUUAGACUCUCUUCAGCGCAGAAUCUCCGGAAAGAUGUAAUUCAGCAGAUGAGAGAGAUCAUAACGGCCAUCCAAGACUUGACCACGAUAAUUCUCCGCAAGUCUCCGAUGAGAAACACUGCUGUUCCUCCAGAUAUCAGAGCCGAUCUAGUAUCAUUUUUUGGACUGGAUGCAAACGUCGAGAUUCACGAUUCGGCUCUAGAAGAGGUGGACAUGCUUCUGCAGGUCAUCUCCAAAUGCAUCACGUCACUGUUCCGUUUGGGCACACUUAUCAGAAAAGAUCCGCAGUCGCCUCUCGAUCAAUACCAAAAACUUGGCAACAGUCAGCUUGCAGGCAGACUGAGUAGUGCAAUUGCCAAAAGAAGGCGUCUCUUCAAAUAUUUUAGCGACAAUAGACUACGGCGAGUCCCCAAUUCGAAUUCAUUUGUUCUUGUUGGCUCAGCUCCUGACAAGCAGACAGACAAAGUGAUGGAGGUCGGGGAAUCACCAUCAAGCGAGAGACCUAAAGAGGGAGCCGACCGUGUUUCCACCACAAGCGCUUCGUCACGGGCGAAAGACCAUUCAGUCUUGAAGUUAUCGCCAAUUGUUGACAUAUCAAACAUGACCAACGAGCCAUUCGAAUGCCCGAUAUGUUUCAACCCAUUGUCUAUCCAGGAUGAACGAACGUGGAAAAAACACACAUCUUGCUAUCUCCAACCCUACAUAUGCACCAUAGGUGGACCAGAUUGUGACGAACUGUUUGACCACCGUGACACAUGGUUUGAACACGAGCUACGAAAGCAUAGGAGCCAAUACAGAUGUACUCUCUGCAAACAAGGAGGCUUCUCGUUUCAGAGCGUGAUAUCUCAUAUUGCGGAACAUCACGGCAACUUCUCCGAAUCCCAGCUAGAGUUUUUGCGACAAGGGAGUCGAGAGACACCAGUUGCCUUUGAUGCCAGAGACUGUCCAUUCUGCGAUAGAUUUCCAGAAAUCUGGGCGUCAAGGUCAAGAGAGCGGGAAGAUGGCCAUAAUUCGGAGACUAUGGUUCCCUUUUACGACUUCAAGGAGCACAUUGCAAUGCAUCAGGAGCGCCUCGCGGUCAUGGUCUUGCCGCAA
This is a messenger RNA of Trichoderma citrinoviride, 1194 nucleotides long. RefSeq lists its product as hypothetical. Lineage: Eukaryota; Fungi; Ascomycota; Sordariomycetes; Hypocreales; Hypocreaceae. The annotation marks the transcript as partial. The transcript has 5 exons. The record is from RefSeq and is a predicted model, not a curated record.